AUGGCGUUGAAAGAAUCUCCUCCUUUCUGCCCAAGAUGGCGUUUGAAUAGCAGGUCAGUAUGGCCGUUUCUGCUGUUCCUUUGGUGUCUCAGUCACAUCGCGUCUGGCCAAAUCAGAUAUACAAUUCCCGAGGAGCUCAAAAGGGGAUCUCUUAUUGGCAACGUAGCUCAAGACCUUGGUUUGGAUGUGCAAAGGCUUCUUUCUGGCCGUGCCCGUAUCGUGACCAGACAAAGCAUCCAGUACACCGAGCUGAAGACAGACAAAGGCAUUUUAGUCGUGAACGAGAGAAUAGACCGGGAGCAGCUUUGUAGAGACGUAACACCCUGCAGCUUCAGCUUUGAGGUGAUUCUAGAAAAUCCGAUGGAAUUACACAGAGUAACAGUGGAAAUAACUGACAUAAAUGACAAUUCUCCGACGUUUAGAAAGGAUGAAAUUAAAUUCGAAAUUAGCGAAUCUGCCACACUGGGAUCACGCUUUUUGCUGCCCAGUGCCGAAGAUGCAGAUGUAGGCAGCAACGGUCUCCAGAAAUACAUACUUACUACGGAUGGCAUUUUUGGUUUGAAGCAGCACUCAAGUCCAGAUGGUCGAAAAUAUGCGGAAAUGAUCUUACAAAAGCCAUUAGACAGAGAAAGCGAGCCAAGAGUAUCAUUGAAGCUCAUCGCUGUUGACGGUGGAAGUCCGCAUAGAUCUGGUACAGUAAAUAUAGAUAUUACAGUGCUUGAUGCUAAUGACAAUCCUCCCAUUUUCAACCAGACUCUCUACAGGGCUACUGUAUCGGAGAAUGCAUUAAAAGGCACCUAUAUAACGACAGUGAAUGCAAGUGAUGCAGACAGUGGAUCAAACGGUCUUGUCACGUAUAGAUUUUCAAACAUGAAAGAGCAGCUGGCUGACAUCUUUCAUUUAGACGAAAUUACGGGAACGAUAACACUUAUAGGACAAGUGGAUUAUGAAAAAGAUAAGAAAUAUGAAAUUAUGAUUGAAGCUAUGGACCAAGGAGGGCUGACAGACUCCAGUAAGGUGUUAAUUGAGAUUGUGGACGUCAACGACAACGCACCUGUCAUAAAUGUGAUGUCAUUCUCCAGCCCCGUGCCGGAGGAUUCUCCCUCGGGUACCACAGUGGCAAUAAUUAAUGUGAUGGACGCGGACUCAGAACAGAAUGGCCAAAUUAGUUGUACAACAGACAGUAGCCUGCCAUUUAAAAUAAAGUCAACAUUAACUAAUUACUAUGCAUUAGUGACAGACUCAGCUUUUGACAGAGAAGUUGUACCCGAGUAUAACAUAACUGUUAGGGCAACCGAUUCGGGAUCGCCUUCCCUGUCAAGCACAACAAUAUUGCGUCUGAGAAUCUCUGAUGUCAAUGACAAUGCCCCGUUAUUUAAUAAAAAUAGCUACGUUUCUCACGUCACAGAGAACAAUUCCCCUGGAAUGUCAAUAUUUUCCGUCAAAGCACGCGACGUUGACUGGAAUCAAAACGCCAGAGUAUCGUACUUUCUCGAGGAAACACAAAUCAAUGGUAGUCCAACUUCUUCUUAUGUCUCUAUAAACAGUGAAACUGGAGCUAUCCACGCAGUGCGCUCCUUUGACUAUGAACAAAUUAAACAGCUUCAGCUCGUAGUAAAGGCGCAGGAUGGAGGCUCCCCUCCACUCAGUAGCAACGUGACAGUGAAAAUAAUGAUCCAGGACCAGAACGACAACCCCCCUCAGGUCCUGUACCCAGUCCAGACUGGGGGCUCUGUGGUGGCUGAGAUGGUGCCUCGUUCAGCAGAUGUGGGCUACCUCGUGACUAAAGUGGUGGCUGUUGAUGUGGACUCUGGCCAGAAUGCGUGGCUGUCGUAUAAACUGCAGAAAGCCACAGACAGGGCGCUGUUUGAAGUGGGCUCACAGAAUGGAGAAAUAAGAACUAUCCGCCAAGUGACUGAUAAAGAUGCAGUGAAACAAAGACUGAGUGUGAUAGUGGAGGACAACGGGCAGCCCUCUCGUUCAGCGACAGUCAUUGUGAACGUGGCGGUGGCGGACAGCUUCCCUGAAGUGCUGUCGGAGUUCACUGACUUUCCACACGACAAGGAGUACAAUGACAACCUGACUUUUUACUUAGUGUUGGCUUUGGCUGUAGUCUCCUUCCUGUUCAUCACGUGUUUGGUGGUGAUUAUAUCAGUGAAAAUCUACAGAUGGAGACAGUCUCGCGUGCUGUAUCAGUCCAACCUGCCUGUGAUUCCAUAUUAUCCACCACGUUACUCAGACACGUUGGGGACAGGGACUCUGCCACACGUGUACAGCUACGAGGUGUGCAGGACGACUGACUCGAGAAAGAGUGACUGUAAGUUCGGCAGAGCUGGUAGUCAGAACGUGCUGGUAAUGGACCCCAGUUCAACAGGGACGUUGCAGCGGAUGCAGAGUGAGAAGAGCAUCCUGGAUGAACCAGACUCUCCUCUAGAGGUCAGUUAA
Messenger RNA from Chelmon rostratus (copperband butterflyfish), 2445 nucleotides. Its product is annotated as protocadherin gamma-A1-like. Gene Ontology annotation, molecular function: calcium ion binding. NCBI's taxonomy places the organism in Eukaryota, Metazoa, Chordata, Actinopteri, Chaetodontiformes, Chaetodontidae. The transcript has a single exon. The coding region runs from base 1 to 2445 and encodes 814 amino acids. The record is from RefSeq and is a predicted model, not a curated record. Gene Ontology annotation, biological process: homophilic cell-cell adhesion. Gene Ontology annotation, cellular component: plasma membrane.